AUGAAAUACAGAAUGAUACGGCCUGCGGUGUAUCCCCAGCGGUUCAUGUCAUCCCCGACAUUUGCUCUGGACUAUGGUGAAGGAGAGCUCGCGGUGCUCCCUCCUCACACUAAAGUCGUAGUCACUGGAAACAACAGGACGAGAUCUGUGCUCGUUGGCUUGCAGGGGGUUGUGAAGAAAUCUGUGGGGCUCGGUGGCUGGCAUUGGCUGGUAAUUCAUCUUCUUUCUGUAUAGAACAGCCAUAGUUUCUCGUCAAAGUUUCCUGGGUUAGACUUUAAUGGCUACUUUUUCCCUGAACUCCCAAGGUCUUAACGAAUGGUGUUGAGGUGAAGCUUCAGAGAAAUGCACUCAGCGUCAUUGAGGCCCCAACUAGGGAGCAGGAAGAUCAUUGCAAGAGCCUUCUGUCUGGUUCUUCCCAUUUGCAAUUUACCACACGACCUCAACAGAAGCUGGUAUUCUGCCUUCCUAUGUCUUCAACCUCUCAUCUUAUAAAAUACUGGUGAGACUGUGCCUUCAUUAAUCUAUCUGCUCAAAUAUGCUGCAGACUGUGGAUAUAGGGAAAUUGGGAGCAGUCUCUUUAUGGAGAUAUUGGAGGCAUUUUAAGCUUGUAAGUUUAAUCUCCUAUAUUCUACCAGUCGGAUGUUAACAUCUUAACAAUUUUAAUAAAAACAAGGAGAUGAAUUCAAUAACGGAAAUCGAAAUUCAGGGGGCGUUCAAGUUUGUCAUUGCUCCUGCCAUUCUAUUGUUCUCCGAACUUCAUCUACAGGCUUGCUAUUCUGAGUUGCUUUUAUUCUUACCUCCUACUAGGACGGGAAGAACGUGCCCUCCUCCAAGGCACAGCUGAUUGAAGCUGUUGAACGACAUUUUAUUUCUCAGGUAGCCAACCAACCCUUUUCUUAAACUUUGUUUUUCUCCAUUGUGUCUGUGAUCCUGCUUAUCAUGGUAAAACUCAAUAGAGAUAUACACACUUAUGUAGUCCCAUAUGGAUGGGAGGAGAUCAAAUCUAUGGUUGAAGGACAUGGUUCUACUUUACUCGUUGCCAGUCAUAUUUGAGUUGGAUGAAUUGAAUCUUUCACACGCACACACACACACACACACACAGAGACUCUUACCUAUGUUUUCAGUUGACAUCAUUCUUUGAUUUAUGCACAUCAUACUAGAGUUGUUUCCGGAGUUUCAUCAGUAUUCUUUCAUUAUCUAUAUAUAUAUAUAUAUAUAUAUCAAUGGAAGCGAGGGAGAGAGAUGGAGAGAGAGAGAGAGAGAGAGAGAGAGAGAGAGAGAGAGAGAUUUGUUAUGUACUUUGGUUCUCAUCAUUCUUUCCCAGAACUCUGAUUCCAUGAUUUGGUUUUUGUGAAGAAUUUGGACGAGUCCCAGGUCAUAGCAGACUUUUUACAUGCUGCAAAGCGCCUGAGGCAGUCUGUGCAUGGGCAUCCUUACUAG
This is a messenger RNA of Spirodela intermedia, 1440 nucleotides long. The record is from the annotation of a GenBank genome assembly. Lineage: Eukaryota; Viridiplantae; Streptophyta; Magnoliopsida; Alismatales; Araceae.